AUGGUGAAACUAACCUGGGACUCGUCAUCAAAAUUCUUCUCCGUCGAAGAAGUGGUCGUCUCUGUAGAAACAAUGCUCGUCGUUGUCCAUCUCCUCUCCGUCGUGGUUGCCUUCAUCGAAGUCGAAGAUGAAGAUGAACCAAGGGCUUUGGUGGGUUCUCGGAAGAGGAAGUUAGCAACACAACAUAUGGUGUGUCCAUCUGCUUCGCUGACGAGAUACACAACACUGACACCACCUGCGAUUCCCGAGGCACCGACAUUCUCUAUUCCCUACACCCCGAUCGAUAUGGAAUCCCGCAAAUUGGCCGCUUUAAUCUCCUCUCUCGUCUCUCAACUCCUACUCCUCCUCAUCUCCCCUUCCUCCGCUCCCAUCUCUUCCAAUUCCCAUUUCAAUGCCGGUGAUUUCAAAUCCAACGCCAACAUUUUCGCUCUCGUCCACCAUUUUCUCUCCUCUCAAGAAAUCGCCACAUCCCUCUCCCUUCUCGCGAUUUCGAGGAAAAGAAAGAGAACCCAUUUGAACGAACCGGAUUCUGAAUCCACCAGUGAAGACGGAGAUGAACGAUUCCUGCACGGUCUGACGCGGAACCCUGACUCGUUCAAGUCCUGUUUCAAGAUGACCUCUUCAACCUUCGAAUGGCUCUCCGGCUUGCUCGAACCGCUAUUGGAUUGUCGUGAUCCUGUUGGGUUGCGACUCAAUCUCCCUCCCGAGAUCCGUCUCGGAAUUGGUUUAUUUCGGCUGGCGACUGGGGCAAAUUACGGCGACAUUGCUAGCAGAUUUGGGGUUUCAGUGGAAGCUGCUCGAUUUUGCUCAAAACAGUUGUGUCGCGUUCUCUGCACCAAUUUUCGAUUCUGGGUUGCUUUUCCUAGCCAUCAUGAGCUGGAAUCAGUGUCGACAGGGUUUGAAAAUCUAUCUGGGUUGCCUAAUUGUUGUGGGGUUAUUGAUUGUACUAGGUUCAAGAUUGCUAGAGAGAAUGAUUCUGAUUAUGGCAUUGCUGUCCAAAUUGUCGCAGAUUCUUCGUCCAGGAUCUUAAGCAUUGCUGCCGGUUUUCGCGGCGAUAAGGGUGAUUCAAGGGUACUUAAAUCCUCAACCUUGUGUAAAGAUAUUGAAGCAGGAAAUUUAUUGAAUUCGAAUCCUGUUCAUGUCAAUGGAGUAGCCGUGAACAAGUACUUAAUUGGUGAUGGAGGGUAUCCUUUUCUUCCAUGGCUAAUUGUUCCUUUUGUGGAUGUGGUGCCAGGGUCAAGUGAAGAGAAGUUCAAUGCAGCACAUACUUUGAUGCGCAUUCCCGUGCUCAGGGCCAUUGCUAGUUUGAGAAAUUGGGCUGUCUUGAAUGAACCAAUACAAGAAGAAUUCAGGACCGCAGUUGCUUUUGUUGGGGCGUGUUCGAUCCUGCAUAAUGUUAUGCUCGUGAGGGAAGAGGAUAGUGCAUUGUUUGAUGGGUUGGAGGAUUACUCAGUAUUUGAUCAAGGUUCUCAGUAUUAUAGAGAUCAUACAUCAGAGGAUAAUGCAAUCGAAAAGAAUGCAUCCAUAAUACGAAAUGCAUUGGCUAGCAGAGUGAGUGUUUUUAGGGAAUCAAAUGAGGAUCCCUGCAGUCCAGGAUCCUCUGAUCCAGUCCAAACACCAUGCUAAUGGAAGAUUACUUGAGGUCUCUACUCAACAUUUUUUGAGCUAGGUAAUAGAGAUUCUUUUCCUUUUAAAUAAGUUUGAAGUUAGUACGGAUUAGAGUUUCUCAUUUACCUCUAACCUUUUUCUUUCCGAAAAUUUGUAUCUUUGUUUAUUAAUUGAAUUUUAAGAUGUAUUCAUUGUAGGAUUCUCGUAUGAUUCAAUGCAAUAUGGGAACGACAUAUCAUCUGUUAGGCA
Molecule: messenger RNA, 1857 nt
Organism: Tripterygium wilfordii
Lineage: Eukaryota; Viridiplantae; Streptophyta; Magnoliopsida; Celastrales; Celastraceae
Product: protein ALP1-like
Exons: 3
Coding region: 1-1626 (541 amino acids)
Source: RefSeq, a predicted model, not a curated record